GUGGGGAGGAUUCGUGAAAAAUCACGAGGAAUUCAUGCCGUCGAGUGUCCUUUAAGGCAAAGGAUGCUUUGAAUUUUGCGCAGUUUGCGUGCGGUUUUCGGAGCAAAAGGAUGCAGCAGUAACCAGCAGCAGCUGAACGAGAAAAGAAAUCAACAAAGUUAGCCGUCGAAACACAGCCUCAACAGCGGGUUAAAUUUUUCUAGUCUAAGAGUUUGUCCACAGUGUUUGAACUUUAAAAAAAAACAAGAAAGAAAAACCUCUAAAUAAACUCAACUUAAGUGUGAAUAUUUAAAACGAAAAUAAAAAACAUUUUAAAGUGACUCGUGGGAAUCGGAAAAUUAAGUCAAGAGAAAAGUGCGAAAAGUUUUGGGCUCUGCAAGGACCCUUGGAUUACCUUGCGGGGCGAGCGGAAUAGAAAUUGGAAUCGGUAUCAGGAGAUAUAUAUAACUAUAGCCCGGCGGAUGCAUCGAAGCGACGUGGAAAUAAAUCAAAAGGAAACCGAAGAAGAAACAAAUCGAAAGAGGCUGCAGUCAAAAAGAAGAUAUUGCAGUUGCAACAACUUCGAUUAAAGCUGCAACACACAGCCCAUUAAGUGCUGGAAAAAAAGGGGGAAAAAAGAAAAGGAUUCGUCGUCUCUUCCUACACAACUACCAUCACUUUUUUUCGUGCAGUGCAUAUAUAUUUUUAAGCCAACAAAGACCACGACGAGGACGCCGCCGGCAGUGAGCAGCGGUUGAAGCGUCGCUGCUGCCGCAGAAAAUGGCCGCAGCGACAACAGCAGCAGCAACAGCAGCAGCAAUAACAAUAGCAGCAACAUCGGCAACAGCAAUAGCAACAUGAAUGAAACCUGCAGCCACGUUGCACGGCAACGCCGAUGAUGAUAACGAUGAUAAUGACAAUGAUGAUGAUGACGAUGACGACGAUGCUGUUGAUGCAGACGAAGAUGACGACGUUGCCGAGUUGCAGUUUCAAGAGCCAAAACACAAUGCCAAGUGCCAACAACAAGCUGAGCGAAGGGGGAAAUUAAGUGCCAAAGGCAACCGCAGCAACAGCAACUGCAGCAACAGCAACUGCAACAGCGAAAAGAUUUUUCACUAGCAAAGCAGAAUCAAAACUGAAUUUACAUAACAAAACAGGAGCAGCCAAACUAGAAGUGGAAAAAUCGUAGAAGAUUCUUCAUUUUCAUCUUCUCAGAAUAUAAGAAGAAAGAGACAGAGGCAGCUGCCAACAUACCCGGCAGCAACAUGUCGUCUUCAGUGGGCGUUAGGCGACGUGGCGCCAUCUGGAUGUUGCUACUGUUAACCACCACUUUGACUAGUGGUGGCUGGGCGGCGCCCACAGUGGCGGGGCAAAAGGAACCGCAGCAACAGCAACACCACCACUACCACCAUCUGGAAAUCGGAGUGCAGGGCAAUACGCCCACGCUUGUGGAGGCGAGCACCACCAGAGGCGGGAAACAUGCUCCACUGGCUAUGACUAAGGCAGCAGCAAUGCCUAGCACUAGCACCACCACAGAGAUGCCAAGAGCCACUGAUCAGGUGCAGGUGGACAAAGAAGUGCCAACCACUAAAACGGAAACAUCUGCAAUAAGCACCACUGAAGGAAGUAGCACUGAAAGGAGCAGCACUCAAAGAAGCAGCACUGAAAGUAGAAGCACCACUGCAAGUAUUCCUACCAAGAGUAGCCCCACUGAAAGUAGAAGCACCACUGAAAGUAGAAGCACAACUGAAGGUAGCAGCACCACUGAAAGUAGCAGCACCACUGAAAGAAGCAUCACCACUGAAAGUAGCAGCACUCAACGACGUACCACUAAAGGUAGCUUUACCAAAAGUAGCACCAUAGAACGAAGCACCACUGAAGGAAGCACCACUGAAGGAAGCAGCACCACUGCUAGUAUCAGCACCACUGAAAAACCAAAAGCAACCAACGAAACACAAAGAACCAGCACCACUGAAAGGCCAUCCCCAGUAAACGAGGAGACAACGGCACUCUUAGAAAACAAAGAAGACUUGCAAGUGAUGCAGCUCUUGGACUUGGAGCAUACUAUUGCACCACCAUUGGACAGCGGACACGAUGGCCUUAAGCUGACCAAAAAGAAGCAGCUGCAGCAGCAGCAUUUCCCCACAACCACAGUGGCCACGACCACCAUUGAAACGGAAAUGGAAAGGAUACCCACAACGAGCAGCACCACCACAACCACCACCACUACUACUACCGCUAGUACCACCACCAAAGCAUCAUCACCAGUGGUCACACCCCUGCUGCCCGUACACAAUGGCUAUCUGGGACCUAUCUUUAUGGGCGAGAAAACCUUCAGUGUGGUGCAUCCUCUAAAGAAACCACAGCCAGUUAACCACCAGCAUGUGGCUUCGGUUGAGAGCCAGUUAAAGAACGGCCGCUUGGUGGAGAUAUUGGCGCCCACAGCACUGCUCGAGCAGAUUUCCGAGACCAGCACCACUCAUGCCCCACCCUUAGGAGCUGCCUCAGUGCUCUCCACCACCGUUUUCCAGGUACCCGAACUGCAGACCAGCACCACCCGUCUGCCCACUAAUAACAAUCUCGUUGUUGGUGGUGCAGAACUUCUUCUCCCGCCACCUCGCACUGAGUCCAAGAUCUCGGACAUACAAAUCGAAGUCUAUGACUCGACGGUGGAUUCCAUUGUGGCUUCAACGAAUUUCCGCGACAGCGAAGGUUUCUAUGCACCACCACAGAGUCCCGUGGAACUUGGCACCACCAAGCCGCCGCACGAGAUGUCAAUGCCGCAGGAGCGGUUCACCCAGUACGUGAUCGAUCGAGCGGAUGUGUCUACCCAACCAGCAUCGGGUGGUGCUAGUGGUGCAGCAUUGGGCAAGCCAGAACCAGCGGCCAUCGAGAUCCACAUCAAUGUCUCAGAGGCCUUUGGCAGCGAAAGUGAGGAUCUGGAGUUCUCCUAUCGCCAGCCUUCCUUGGUGGCUGAGAAACCAGGAAAACCAGGCGAUGAAAUCCUAGUCGUGGAGAUCAUUGACAGUGGUGCGGACAAUAGCAGCUCGGAAUCGGGUGGUUCAUCCUCUUCAGCGAGUGGUGAACACAUUAAUCCGAUCUUCACUUUCCGCAAUUCCGAUGCAGCUGCUGCACCACCUCCACCCGUUCGACCACCCCAGUCCGUUCAAGAUGCCGAUGAGCUCUUCAUGGCCGACCUGAAGGACGGUGGUGGUUCAGUGCCACGUCCGCCACCUCCACCGCCGCCACCACCACCACGAAAACCUAUCAUCGAUCGUGAUUCGGAUACAAUCUUCUAUAUUUCCAACACGGAAGUCAAGGUGGGUGAAUCGCUGCCCACCCAGGGUCCAGUGGGUGAACAGCAGCGCAAGUUCCAGCUGGAGAAUCAAUUCUUCCCGGCCAGCUAUGUGAUGGAUUCCCAGCAACAGAAACAGCAAUCCCAGCAACCCGAUGAGGAUAUCAUUCUAUCACCACUGCACCACAGUACCGAUUCUCUGAAGAUCUUCCGCAGCUCUUCGUCGAACAGUGGCGAUGGUGCCCCACCGUUGGACGUCACCUAUGUGGGUGAGUCCGUUAUCGAGGUGGAGCAACAGCCGCAAAGCUGGAGCAGCACUGCCCAACCGCCACAGCAGCAGGAUAUCAUCAUUCAGCCAGCAGUACUGCCCGAUUUGGCCAUUGGAGUGCCAGUGAUCGGGGAACUACCGCCACAGAUCGAGCUCAAGGAGAUCGACUAUAUGCCCGGUGAACUGGGAAUGGGUCAGAAUGGUAUCGGCAUCUACGAGAAUGACAUCCAGAGCAACAGCAUUGAUAGUGAACCGGAUGUAAUCGAGAGUUCCAUUCAGUAUGGUGGUGAUCUAAUUGAUGAUGGCGCUGGCGGUGGUUUUGAUGGCGUCGAAGGUUCUUAUCCCUUUGAGAGUCCCGCCCACCGCCAGCUGCAGGUGGGUGUAGGUCAUGGCUUGAGCCAUCAGCCUUAUCAUCAGUCUGCCAACCACUUGCAUCGCGAACAACUUCCCGUGGCGGAGAUGGUUAAUGCCACGCUUCUUCAGCGUUAUGAUAGUGGAUCUGGUUCGGGAUCGGGAUCGGGAUCGGGAUCGGGUUCGGGUUCUGCCUCGGCAAUGGCUCCUUUGCUGGCCAGUGGCAGUGGCAGGUCUGCUAAUGCCACUGCUCUAUCGGAUGAUCCUUUGGCUGAUUAUGAUGGUUUCUUCAAUCUUUUUGCUGUCUCAAUGGGUCUCAUAAUUGUUAUCCUGCCUUCAGCUCUACUAGUUUCUAUGUACUGCGCUAUCAAGUAUGUGUUGAGCAAAAAUGGAGGACCAGGCUCGGGUGGCGCCCAAGGCGAUGACAGCGAACAGGGCCAGGACUCCAAGCACGAGUCAGAAUCGUCGUCAUUCUCAUCAUUUGGCUCGGCAUUUGCAUCCGCCAGCGCCACCAUUUCCACAUCCCCACUACCACGACCACACCUAGAGCUGCCUAACCGCCCACCUCCUACUAGUAUCGCGCCCCCAAGCGUCAGCAGUCAAGGCCAUUUACUAACGCCUGGUCUAGAGUGCCUCGAGUUUCGAUUCGAAGGGGGUGGUGGCUGUAAGGUGGUGGCAGGUCAGAUGGGUCAGGUGGGGAAUGGUAAUGGGAAUGGGAGUGGUGGCACUACUACCAUCAUCAUUGGUGGCGGCUCAAGUGGCGGCUUUGCUCCCUGUGGCUCUGUCACCAAGAUGACGCUCAAAGAUAAUCAUCUGAUUGUUGUCACCGAGGAGCGGCACGAUAUCUCACGAAAUGCCCGAGAGACGAAAAUGCAUACGGACAAGGAUGGCGUCUUUGUGGUGGAGGUGGCCCGUGGCUGCGAUUCUAAGCAACUGACUGGUGAUAUGUCCGGCGUAACCUUGGACUCCACCGAACUGCCCUUUGAUAACAACAAAAUGACCACCGCCAAUGGGGGACAUUUGAUGGAUAAAACUCUGCCACCCAGUCAUGAGCAAGUACAGAUUCAUACCCCUCCCCAGGACUUUGCCACUGGCCAUCCGGCUCCACUGCAUCUCAUCGAGGAGGCCGAGGAACAUGUCGCUGAGGAUUUGGUUCAGCAUGUUGUCGAAGCUCACUCUAAUCUGGCUCGCACUGGCCUCUCCCAAUCGGAUCUCAGUUCGACUUCGUCCAAUGACUCUAAUAAAAGGUACUCCUAUGGCAACCAGGAACUCUAUGUCAUCGAACAGCCGGGCUAUGCCACAAGUUCACCCACAGCUAAGCCCAUCUUGAUAAGCCCAAAUCAAAAUCCAGGACAGGAACUGGAACAGAAGUCGGCUCAACCUGAGCAAACUGAGAACGAUUCUAGUCAAGAAUCCAAGAAAUCAAUUGAGGAUGUUGGUAAGUCAGCAAAGGAUGCACCAAUCCCGGAAAAAGAACCAGAAGUUCUUCCGGAAAAGGUGACUGAGAUUACUCCCCAAAGGGAAGAGGAAACUCAACCUAAAGAGCAGAUAGAAUCUACACCAGAAAACAAGUCUGUUGUCCCGGAAAAUGUGACAGAGGUUCCACCUAAAGAAGAAGGGGAGGUAGUUCCCUCUGAUGAGGAAGUUCUUCCACCAAAAGAGGAAGUUCUUCCACCAAAAGAAGAAGUUCUUCCACAAAAAGAAGAAGUUCUUCCACCAAAAGAGGAAGUGCCUCCACCAAAAGAAGAACUUCUUCCCCCAAACGAGGAAGUCCCUCCACCAACAGUUGAAGUCUCUCCACCGCAAGAAGAGCAAGUCCAGCUUGUCUCACAGCCCGAAAAGGAGUCCGAGGACAAACCAGACGAAGUCCAAGCCGAAUCAAAACCAGAUCCCAGUGAGAUCUCAGCCGAAACCGAAAAGGAAACCGAACUACCCAUUGAAUCUCAACCAGAAGAUCUACCAGAAAUCGAAAACAACCCCGAUGCCGAGAGUAACUAUGACAGCCUGAUGAGCCUACCAGCGCCACCAUCCACGGAGGAGAUCAAGGAGCUGGGCGACUACACUCUCAUCGAAUCCAAUCAACUGGAUAGCCUGCCACCGCCACCGCCACCACCACCGCUCCUCGAGCCACAAAGUACACCGCCAGCUAGCGUUAGGCCAGAGGAUCAGAGAUCACCAACCACCAUUAAUGGUAUGGGCAAGGUCACGGUGUUGACCACCAGCACUGGUGCCGCAGCAGCAGCAGCAGCAGCAGCAGAGGAGCCACCAUCCACCCUGACACCACCCGCCUCGCCACCAGCCACCCCACCGCCAUCGCAGACGCAGUAUGCCAACAGCAAUGGGUUAACCAAUGGCCUACAUGCCCUGGCCGUUGUCGAUGUGAAUGGCAGUUAAGAAAGGCCAGGUGCCAGGUGUCAGGUAAGAAGAUAUGACUUUUUUUUCAUCUCGGAAACGAAUCUCAUAGAGAUCAGCUUGGGUUAGAAAGCGAGUUUAGAACCGAGGUUAGCUAGCUAUUAAGGUUUAACUAGGAAGUACUGACAAAAAAUUUCACCCUAACAAAUAUAGAAAACUGUGGCAAAAGGAAAAAAUGUUUCCAAACGAAAGGAAAAACUAAAAGAAGAAAAACUUAAAUUUAAAUAUACACUAAAAUAGAGAGAAACUUUUUCCACUUACUGUUUGUUGAUUUUCGAAUAUAACGAAUAAAAAAUAACAAUUAAAUGCGAUUAAUAUAAAUAUAAAUAUAAAUCAUAAUUAAUUGUUUGUCUAUUUGCGGCUGGCAGCCCCACUUCCCCACUUCUUCACUUCCCCACCAACAACAAACCAGCCAUUGUGUGUCCACCCAUAACAACCUCUCUCUCUCUAUCUCUAUCUCUAUCUCUAUCUCUCUAUCUACUUUUGAGGGGGGAGGUGGUGCAGCUAACGAGUAUUUCAAUGUCUAUAAACUACAAUAAACCAAAAACAAAAAAAAAAGAAAGAAAAA
Drosophila eugracilis is the source of this 6873-nucleotide messenger RNA. RefSeq lists its product as uncharacterized. The record is from RefSeq and is a predicted model, not a curated record. The coding region runs from base 1245 to 6287 and encodes 1680 amino acids. The transcript has 7 exons. Lineage: Eukaryota; Metazoa; Arthropoda; Insecta; Diptera; Drosophilidae.